GACCCCGAAGCCGCCGCCAGGCGCCGCCAUUUACGCCAUUUCGAAGCUCAGCCGCCACUAGCCAAUAAUUUCCUAAGCCAAAUUGAGCCGCCAUCUGAUAAAGUUUGGCUGAGCCGCUGCCGGCUAGAAUUAUUUGCAUUAAAUAAUAAUUCUAUCACAUAGAGACAUACACACACGAAAUAUAUAAAAAAAUACGCGAGAUCUAGCACAGGCUCGUUGCUAGGAUACACACAGAGGCCGUUUCUCAAUCCAAAGGUUGCAGCCUGCGGAGGUCGGAUAUGCAGGCUGCAUACGUCAUCAAGCCUGGUUUAUUUAAGUUAACUGAGCAUUACAUUCGCAAACCAUACGGAUAUUACAACAAUUUACGAUUAACUAAGAAUAAGAAUAAACUUUAUAAUUGUUAAUAUUUUCAAAAUAAGCAUAAAAAUGCGACCUCGCAGUCCGGAGGCUGCAGUCUUUGGAUUGGGAAAUGGCCCGAGACUCACAGUGAAUUGGACCAAUUAAAAUAGCUCAUUUUCCGUACAGAAGAAGCGAUGCAUUUUUUUCUCGCACAGAGGUGAAAUGGCGGAAAGACGCAAGCAAGGUAAUUUUGAUCUCACUUUCAUAAUUCCUAUUUACAUUAUUUUUUAAACUUUGACCUACCCAGACUUUUGUUAAAUCUUCAUGGCACGGUUGCACAAACACCUGAAUCAAAGAUUGAUGUUAUGAACCAAAUCUGGAACGGAGAGAUUUAGCACUGAACGUGAUAUUACUGCAGUAACAAACCACCGUUUUCACAUUGCUAAUUAAACAACGCAUGCUUCAGUGUACAUUGAAGUGAAAUGUACAAAACUUUGUCCAAAAUAAUACUGAUAACAGUGUGCGUUUAUAUUACAGUUUAUCUCAUUCGCAUUUCUCACAUCACUAUUUACAUUUGCACAACAGUUAGUUCAACCUCCACAACAUUUAGUCUUUUUUUUCCUGAAAAUGUCUCCUACAUUGAACAAUUUCUGAAAAUAUGUGGCCAGACAGAGAGGAAUAUGGAUGUGCAAGAAUGAUUACUGUACUAUGUAUGUUGUAUUCAGUUCCAAUAUUGUACUGCAAUAUUGUUUUCAGUUGUGCACAGGCACAGCUCUACCCAAAGGGAGUUUAUGUUUGUUGUAAAUAAGGGUGUAUUUAUUUCUUUUGCACAAUGCAGAGAACAAAUUAGAAUUGCAAAAAGCAUAUGCAAUAAAAAAGUGAAACAUACAUAUUCAGUGUUGUGUACUCACUUACCUCACAAAAUACAGUGAUGUGUAAUUUUACUGUAUUUUUCAAAUAGCUGUGCAAUAGUAUACAGUGCUGUCUUGAGCAUUUUCAGGUAGUGUAACCAAGAUCUAACUUUUUUGCAUGGAAAACAUUUAUAAAGUAAACUGUCAUAAUGAAAACAUGACUAAGUCAUUUGACUAUCUUGUUCAUAAACAAUGAUGUCAGGACUUUUUAUUUUGAUGACACUGAGACUUUCAUUGACAUGAAUACUUGCUUUUGAGGACUAACCUAUCCAUUUUGAGCAAGUGACACGCUUUUGCAAGUUAUCAACUAGGUUUUGCAGUUUGUACUAAUUGUUUUAAGAAAUGCAUUAACUGUUGAGCAAAUGUAAAAAGUGAUGUGAGAAAUGCACCAAAGCGACUGAGAAAAACUGUAAGGCGAGACACGGCAGGCAAAAACAUUUUUUUUCCUGGUCAAUUUUAAGAUUUUUGGAUAUUUUUCUUCAAUAGCACGUGUUCUUUCAGACUUGUGGUGAAAAAAAGUCAGAAAUACACAUUUAGGUCUUUAUUUUACUACACUUCGUCUUUUUGCAUCUGUAGAUUUCUCAUAAAUUGCAUGAAUGCGCCUAGCGCUAGCUAAUAUUACCAAAUAGCUCAAGUAGGCUAGUUCUAGUUCUAAAUCUUCAUUUUAGGUGUUUUGUGCAACUGUUCUUGUAAGUAAGAAUGCCUUUUUGUCAGAACUAUAUUGCCAUUUUGUCAUUAUGUCAGGACUAGUGUUUUAUGGAUAUUUUUGUUCUCUUUUAGGACGCGGAAUUAACAAAUAUAUCAGCACACCACGAGCACAUCUGCUUAAGGAUUCUGGUGUGACAUGGAGGCCUCACAGUGUUGAUUCUGCUCGUAGCCUUCGUUCACAUUUUUGGACAUAUAUGGGCGAUUUGUAUGUGAACAACAAUCGCAUUGAUGACAAACUCUACUGCAAACUCUGCUUUGAAGCAGAAAUGACAAAAGAACAUGGAAUGCUGUCAAAAGUGUACAGCUUGGGAGAAAAAACAUCAAGUGGAAACUUCCUUGCUCAUGCCAAAGCUGCACACAAAGAGAGUACAAUAUUUCUCAAAGAACAAUCAAGUAAACUGACCAACUGGAUCCAAACUGUGCCGAAAGGAAGCCCAGCUACUUCCCAGUUUGAUGUUAAUCGCGACAUCGUGUUGUGGCUGUGCCAGGACCUGCUCCCUUUUGAAUUAAUAGAAAAGGAAGGUUUUCAAGCAUUCAACAAGAAAAAUAUUCAUCUCAAUUUGCCAACCAGCAGAGCCCUUGCAACAACAGCCCUGGCAGAUGUCUACAUGGGUUUGAAGUCCAAAGUCAAAGAACAACUGGCAGACAUUGUCAGUGGUACUAUCAUGUUAGAUGGCUGGACUGAUGCUCAUCAUCGAUACCCAUAUGUUGGUGUGAGAAUCUGCACUGUAGAUGCAAACUGGAAUUUCCUUCUGUUUACACUUUGUGUUAAACCUGAAGAAAAUCACACAUCAGAAAACCUUACAGUGUUUGUAAGGGAAUUACUUGAAGAAUUCCUUCCCAAAGAUAAAAAUGUGUUGCUCUUUGACACAACAGAUGGGGCAGCGAAUAUGAUUAAGUUGUCCCGGUUACUGGGCCAUGAGAGAGUAACAUGCGUAGCACACUGUUUACACAACUUACUCAUAACAGACACUCUUACCAAAAUCCCUGAAGCACAAGCCUUAAUUUCCCAAUGCAAAGAUAUUGUUAGUGCACUGCACUUCAAGGCACAUCUAAUAGAGGAAUUUGUGUUGGAGCAGAAAGAGGCAGACAUAUUUGCCAAGAUACAAGACCUGCAGGAUGAAAUUGAUGCAGAUUCUAAUGAUCCUAUUGAUGAAAUUGAUGAUGCAGAGGAUUGGCAGCUGGGAACUAAGAAAUCAAACCAGGGCUCACAGACACACAAAACACUGAAGACCACAGUGCCAACACGUUGGAACAGUGUCCUCAACAUGAUCAGAAGCAUAGUCAGUAUGGAGACAGAAGUCACUGAAAUCCUGAAGAGGAUAGGAAAGCCCUUGUUAUGCCUCCUACCUGAUGACAUCAAGCUACUUUGUAACUUAGUUAGCUUUUUGGAAGACUUUGAGAAAUUCACUCUCAUUAUAAGUGAAGUCAGUCCAAACCUGAGUGCCAUACCACUAAUCAGGGCUCGAAUCAAGAAAAUCUGUGCAGUGGCUCCCAGAGAUCCACUACUGAUGAAGAGAGUCAAAGAACGAAUAGUGAAAAACAUGGACAAACGAAUUCCCAUGUCAGAUCUGGUUAGAGCCACCGCAGUGUUUGAUCCAGCUGUCAGAGAUAUCACCAUGACAAAAGAUGAAAGCAGAGAGCUGCUGCAGAAUCUCUAUGAGAAACUUAACUCCUCCAGAUUCAGUUCAACAGUGUUUGGGGUUGGAGAUGAGAGGACAACUACUGAUGGUGGUUCUGGCGGUCCUUCUGGUGGGAAUGGUGACCACGACGAUGGAGAUGUGGUAGGAUGUGCGAAACGCCUGCGACUAGAAUUAUUAGCAGAGGCACAAGAAGAUGCAGAAGCUCAUUCUUUAAGUUCUAUCCUUGACCAAGAGAUUGAUGCUUUUCUGGCAGUGAGAACAAGAGACCAAGGAGCAUUGGACUUUUGGCGAACACAUAGCAAUACUUUCCCCACACUGUCCGCUAUGGCCCGGUGCUACCUCUCCAUUUCACCAGGUAGUGUGCCGGUGGAAUGCAUGUUUAGUUCCACUGGCCUACUGCUCAAUGGCAAACGAUCAUCACUUGCUCCUUCAAGGUGUAAUAUGAUAAGCUUCAUCCAUGAUAAUGCCAAGUUAUUGUAUACAACUUAGCCUACAUACAUUUAGCCUAAACACAACACA
This is a messenger RNA of Misgurnus anguillicaudatus (oriental weatherfish), 4120 nucleotides long. RefSeq lists its product as uncharacterized. Gene Ontology annotation, molecular function: protein dimerization activity. Lineage: Eukaryota; Metazoa; Chordata; Actinopteri; Cypriniformes; Cobitidae. The record is from RefSeq and is a predicted model, not a curated record.